UACAUAUUUUAUCUUGUAGAUGGCACCAUAAGAGUAUCUAGGUAUAUGUUUCCCCCCUUCUUAUUGUUGUUUCUCAUGUUCUUUCCCUUUUACCAACGUUCCGGUACGGUCACAUUUUCUGUUUUGAGCGUGACCCACGUUUCGUGUCGUAAGACUUAAAGAAUGCGUUACGUGGCCGCUUAUCUUUUAGCUGCCCUAGGAGGCAAAGCUUCACCUAACCAAAAUGAUAUUGAAAAAAUCUUAUCAUCCGUUGGAAUUGAAUCCGAUACUGAGAAACUUAAGAAAGUUAUAUCAGAAUUGAAUGGAAAAUCAAUUGAUGAACUUAUUGCACAAGGGCGAGAAAAAUUGUCAUCUAUGCCAGUUGGCGGCGGAGCAGUUGCUGCUGCUGCUGCACCUGCUGCUGGAGCUGCUGCUGCACCAGCUGAAGAAAAGAAAGAAGAGAAGAAACCAGCAAAGGAAGAAUCUGAAUCCGAUGACGAUGACAUGGGCUUCGGUCUUUUCGAUUAAAUUCCAUAACAGCGGUAGCUGUGUAAUAACUACUUGUAUAACUUGUGUAUUAUACAAUUUUUGACAAAA
Molecule: messenger RNA, 576 nt
Organism: Nomia melanderi (Alkali bee)
Lineage: Eukaryota; Metazoa; Arthropoda; Insecta; Hymenoptera; Halictidae
Gene: RpLP2
Product: ribosomal protein LP2
Biological process (GO): cytoplasmic translational elongation
Cellular component (GO): cytosolic large ribosomal subunit; ribosome
Molecular function (GO): structural constituent of ribosome
Source: RefSeq, a predicted model, not a curated record